AUGUCGACCAUGGAAAGCUUGACAAAUGAUUUCGUGGAGGGGCAGCUUCUGGAUGGUCGUUUCCGCACCGUCGCCCCGCUCAAUCAUGGGUCUUUUGGCAUGGUCUUCCUUGCCAAUGACAUCAAGACUGGCGAGGAUGUCGCUAUCAAGCGCCUUCUCAAGGCGUCUGCUGCGGACUCUGCCGUCUAUCUUCCCGAGGAUCGGUUCGAAGAACUUGAAUGUCACCGUCGAUUCGGCUUCCACCCGCAUUUGGUGAACUUGAUUCAUACCUUCGACACCGAUACUCAUACCUAUCUCGUCUUGGAGUACUGUGCCAAUGGUGACCUGUACGAGGCCAUUCGUCUGAACCGGGGUCCAUUGGAAACCGAACAUGUCCGGGAUUUCUUGAACCAGCUCCUUAGCGCCGUCGAAUUCAUGCAUGCCAAUGGCUUGUACCACCGUGACAUUAAGCCGGAGAAUAUCUUCCUGACACAGGAUGGUGCCAUGAAGCUCGGUGACUUUGGUCUUGCCACUCAGGAAGACUGGUGUCACGAAGCUUGCGUCGGCAGUGACCGCUAUAUGGCCCCCGAGCAAUACGAUCCCAGCACGACAGGUUACUCCCCAGCCAAGGCCGACAUUUGGUCUCUGGGUAUCUGUCUGUUGAACAUCUUGUUUGCUCGGAAUCCCUUUGUAACUCCUACCGAGUCGGAUGUGCUAUUUGCGGACUACGUACGCGAUCGCCAGUCUCUGUUCGAUAUCUUCCCCAACAUGUCCCAGGAUACCUACGAAAUCCUGACCCAUGCCAUGGCUAUCGAUCCUGAGAAGCGUUCCUUGGAAGGCGUCCGUGAUGCCAUCCAACGGGCUGUCUCCUUCACUACCGACGAUGAGGCUCUUGAUGACUUCUGCACUGAGGAUCGUGAGGUGGUCGCAGCCAGCGCCAACCGCGAGCCUCUCCGCACUCCAUCUAUCCAGAGCCCCUACGUCACCCAGGGAGAUUCCUUCCCUUGGGCCAAGGCCCUCCAGACCAGUCCUCCUCAGGCCAUUCGCCAGCUGUCUGCCAUCCCGGACAACGAGAGCUACACCGAGGAUCUUUUCCCCCCAUCCGAAGUUGCGGGAACCUCCUGGUUCUCGGUCAAUGCCGACACUCCAUCCAUGGCUUCCGUCUUGGACUCUCACCUCAGCGAAUCCUUCCGCUCGCUCAACCUUCGCAAGCGCCAGGUCCCCUUCCUCCCUCGCUCAGACCCGGUUCCUAUCACCGGAUCUCUGCCUUCUCAUGCCACCAAGCCUCUGCCGUCUUUGUCCAUGGUCUUUGGUAAGAACAAGGGCUCAGAACAGAUCUCUAAGAGCUGGUGUGACAUGUGGGAGGAGGAUGAAUCUGAAAGUGAAGACCUCGCUAUGUUGCAACGUCGGGAGCAGAACUCUCGCAGCUGGAGCCAAGAGAGCAAGGAAGCUGUCCUCCCGGGAUUGCGCGAGCAGGACUCCGCUUCCCUUACUCAACGUUCUCCAGCCCCUGAAUCCGGCUUGACGAAGGAACUUCGUGGCAUGCGUGAAGACUCUCUGGAUCUAGACAGCGAUUCAAGUACAUCCAGCAGCACUCCGCGCCCCAUGCACAGUUCCCCCGCCCCAGUUGACAAGUGGUCUCGUCUCGGUGAUGUUCGUCGCAACUACAAGCCUGAUCAGCGUCGCAAUAUCAAGUCUCGUGAGGUCUUCGGUCCCAAGAGAGCCACUCCCUCUCAAACCCGUCGACACGAUUGGGGCCACGGAUCUUCCGGUUACCGCCAUGGACCUCAGACCAAGCGCGAAUCCUCUUCUGAUGCUCGUCGCCGGCAGCUGUUAGAAAAAGACUGGCGCCGCAAUGGACCUAAGCCCCAUCACACCAAUGCAUACGACGGUACGGUCGACGACGAUCUCGACCUCGUUGGUGGAUGGCUCGAGACUGACUUCUAA
Molecule: messenger RNA, 1926 nt
Organism: Penicillium antarcticum
Lineage: Eukaryota; Fungi; Ascomycota; Eurotiomycetes; Eurotiales; Aspergillaceae
Product: putative serine/threonine protein kinase
Exons: 1
Coding region: 1-1926 (641 amino acids)
Biological process (GO): protein phosphorylation
Molecular function (GO): ATP binding; protein kinase activity
Source: RefSeq, a predicted model, not a curated record